AUUGCGGAAGAUGAUGAAGAUCGGGCCAAUCUGGAAGUGGAAGUGUCUCAGAUGAAUCGCAAAUGGAGCAGUUUCCACCGGGAAGUCGGGGAAACACGUCAACAAAUUAAUCUUUCCAUAGAUUACUUCACUCUAGUCGAAGAAGUGGAGCAAUCCUUCCGGUCAGGUAGUCAGAUGUUGGUUACAGUUGCUCGUAAAUCGACACAAGUCAAGACGCCGGAAGAGGCGACCACGUUAUUGAAAGAAGUUGACGGAUUCAUAAAACCUCAAGAAGCUCAACUGGAACGCAAGAUAACCAAGAUUUCACAGAUGGCCAUCCAACUUUACGGUCACGAGAGUUCUGAUCGCAUCCAGCCAGUGCUUCAAGAAAACCGUAACAUGUUGGACUCUUUCUCGGUUAUGAAUGCAGAACUGACAACAUUGGCUACGAAUCUGAAAGCCGCUGAAGAUCGUUUCAAACAAGCAGAAACGCAAGCGGCUGUGCAGGAAUCGCUGGAUGCAGCCAGGGCGGAAGCGGCUUCAGCUCGAGCUGCAGCCUCUGCUGCCGAAGAAGCUCGUAAGGCGGCUGAAGCGGCCGCGUUGGCUAUGAAGGAAACCCAAUCACCUCCGCCACGUCCACCUCUUCCAGCCAGUAUACCUGAAUUGCCCAGGCCGUCAGCUGCCGCCCUCUCCUCCGGCAGGGCUCCUACGCCCCCGAAACGAGCCAAACCAGUUGAAAUGCCUAUCGACGAACCUAUUUUUACCACUUUGCUUCAAGAUGCUACGGUUGAGGAGAGUAAAGCUGUUCAACUGACGUGCAGGGUGACGGGCCAACCAACCCCAUCUAUUUUGUGGCUGAAAGACGGAAUGGCCAUCGCCAAUAAUCCCGACUAUCAAACGAAAUUUGACGAACGAGAUGGCACCUGUUGUCUGACUAUCGACGAAACGUUCGCCGACGAUUCAGCUCGUUUUACCUGCCAAGCCAGUAAUGUAGCCGGAAUCGCUGAAACCACUGCUUUUCUUCGAGUUCAAGAAUGCGCGGAGGAUGUCUUACUACCACCGGAAUUCGUCGAGUCUUUGAUUGAUUCGACGGCCAGAGAAGGCCAGCCUCAUCAGCUCUCUUGCCGUGUCGUAGGCAUUCCCGUCCCGCUGAUUUCGUGGUACAAGAACGGCAUCUGCGUGGACUACUGUCGUGAUUACAACAUCUCCUUCAACGACGGCCUGUGCACGUUAAGUUUUUCGCAAGUCUUUGUCGAAGACGGUGCCAUGUUCGAAUGUAGGGCCGCAAACGAGGCAGGUGACGCUGACACGGCAGCCCAUCUCACCGUCGAACCUUUGGAACCAACGGAGGUACCUGCUUUCAAACCAGGUUUGAGUAGCAACGUUAUGGCUCGCACUGGCCAAAAAGUCCGUCUCGAAUGCGUCAUAUCUGCCGGACUGCCCAAACCUUCAGUGCUAUGGUUGCACAACAACAAACCGGUCAAGGAAACCCGAGACAUCAAAACUUUGGUGGAAGGUAACAGACAUUUGCUGACUAUCACCGAGGCGUUUCCCAAAGAUGCUGGGACGUAUACGGUCGUGGCGAGAAAUCCAGCGGGCGAAGCCAUCACGACAUGCAAUUUAGCUGUCAAGGGUCGGGUUCCGACAGAAACUUCGGAUUCGGAACUUGCGUCAGACAUGGAACCUAUCAAACCAGGUAUCCAGCAAAGCUUACCAGCCAAAAUGAACGUCCGCGAAGGCGACAAAGUUAGAAUGGAUUGCGUCAUUGUGGCUCAACCCGAACCUGAGGUAAUCUGGUAUCAUAAAGAUCGACCUGUCAAAGAAUCCAGCGAUUUCCAGCUCAUUUUUCAAGGCGAUCGUUGCUCUUUAAUUAUCCGCGAAGCUUUUCAAGAAGAUGCCGGACUCUAUAGAGUUGUGGCCGUCAAUUCAGCUGGCGAAGCAUCCAGCCAAUGUCACCUAACCGUAUCUCCGAUAGAAGAGAAACUACACGAUGAAGGGACUAAUUCAUCAGUGACUUUAGCCUCCUUGACAGCGCAACCAGAUCCCACGACGGAACCGCCCGUUUUCAAAAAGACUUUUGGCAAUGUAGCAGUAGACGAAGGCGGGCCAUUGAUCUUAGAUUGCACCAUUACCGGGCGACCCACGCCUCACGUCCAAUGGCAUUUUAAUGAUCAACCCAUCACCGCGUCUGGUUUCGGAUUUAAAACCACUAAAAUAGGGGAAAACCAGUAUCGCUUGUCCGUCGAUAUGGCCCGUCCGGAACACGGUGGUCGCUACAAAUGCGUAGCGGAAAGCCAAUCGGGAGUAGCUACUUGUGUGGCAGAUGCCACCGUCCAGCCGAGAAAACAAGACGACUCUUUUGUGAACCGGAGGGCCGUUUUUAGCCAAUCCAGCACCGUUGUCAGUAGCCAAGAGAGCAGCUAUCGUUCCGUGACUCGACAAGUCCAGCAAUCGAUCACGCAAGUGACGGGUCAGGCUGCCCAACAGAUGGCGACUGAGCGUACGGAAGUUAUCGAGAAAGAGGGAGAUGAUGAGCCGGUGUUGUCUGUUAAACAAAGGGCGAGUCUUUUCGCUGGAACAGAAGCGGCCACGCCCAAAGCCAAUCCUGUCCAGGUGGUAAAGAAAACUCAGCGCAAAGAUGUGGCUCCCAGAUUCGUAACAGCUUUGACUGGCGUCAUGGUGGAGCCGGGGGCCAAUAUCCAGCUGGAGGGCAUAUUGGAUGGUCAUCCUAUUCCGGAUGUCAAGUGGUACAAAAAUGGCGUUGAACUUGUCCCGCCGGAAGAGCAAGAUCGAUUAGAUGUUUCAUCCGGAGGGCAGAAAGUCCGUUUGUCCAUUAAACAAAUGGAAGAAUCCGAUGCUGGGAGGUACACCUGCACGGCUAGGAAUUCCGCCGGAACCGCUAGUAGCACGGCCGAUGUGGUCGUUCGUCGCACCCAGUUUCCGCCCGUGUUUGGCAGACGAUUGCAGGCGCAGACGGUACGUUCUGGCUCUCGAGUUACGAUGGAAGUCGAAGUGACUGGAACUCCUCCGCCGGAAGUCUCUUGGAGCAGAGACGAUCGUUUGUUGAGCUCCAACAAUGAUGGACGCAUAUCCACUAAAGUGGAAGGCACUCGCCACUGGAUCGUCAUUUCUAAAGUGUCCGAGCUGGAUGCUGGACGCUACACUGUCAGGGCUAUGAAUCGAGCCGGAGAAGCUAUUAGCACGGCGGAAUUGUUCGUGUCGGCUGCCCUAGUCGUUGAAGAGCCUUCCAGCCGGAAACAUCCACCACUCAAAGUGGAUGUGACUGCCAAACCUGCUGAUUUGCUUCCAGAACCGCCACCGGAAGUGCUUUACGCGCCUAAAUCUGAGACGCCUAAAAGCUCUUCUUCCGGAACUCGGGUGGAUUUUGCGGAAAAAACCCGUUUGCUGGAAGAGGCCAGCAAAAUAGUCAGCCCGACCGAAGUUCCAGGUCGUAUUCGACUUUUACCCAUGCCGUCCGACUCUGAAUCUUCUCCGCCGAGAAUAAUCCGCCCAACCCCGCCUCCGGAAUUGCCUCCUCGUCAGCCCAGCGUUGAAUUGUCGAAAUUCGAACCUUUUCCGCAAUUGGAACCGUUUCCUUUCAAACCCGAUCCGCCACGGCCGGAAAAGAAGAAACCGGCUGCUGUUCCAGCCGUGCGGAAGCCUGGGAAAUUCGUUCGCGGCGAAUCGCGUGAAAGCGAUUACGAAAGCGAUCUGGAAGGUGCGCGGAUUACACCCAGAUGGGUCCCGCCCGGAAGCGAUACAGACGACACGGCGAGCUAUAAGAAAGUCAAGCCAAAAUUAGCAUCGGAUGGUGAACGUACGAGCCGGGCUGUUUCCAAAGAACCGACUCCGCCCACCCAGUUUGAAGUUCCAGCUGAAAUGGAGGGUCCACCGCGGCCAAAAGUUCUUCCUCUAGAGCCGGAAGUUGUCCCACCCAAGCAAGAAGAGCAGCAGUCGCAGCUCAUUGCCGCGCCCGGCACCCAAACUUGGCCCAGAAUAAAAUCGCCAAAACCGCCAUCCGCCGAAGGCUUGGCCAUGGAGAAAUCGUGGGUUCCAAAACGAGUGGAAAGCGAUUCCAAGACUUUGCCGAGGUUGUCGGUCAGCCCAGUGGGUCAUCUGAAACCGUCGCCAAAAGCUCUCGAAAUGGAAAAACAAUGGAGUCAUCGAUUUACUAGUCACAAUUCCAAAAUCUGGCCGCCACCACCGUCUGAGCAAGAGCCCCCGUCCAUCCCGAUUUGGACGGGACACUCGUCAACGCAGCAGACCAGCACCGUGAUUGAACGCACGGACCAACGAUUUGAAAGUGUCACCAAGAAAAGCAUUUUGAAAACUGCAACGACGGGUCCCACGGUUAUCGAUCAACCGUCACGACAUGUCACAAUCCAAGGCGAAGACGAAGUCGUUUUUGCGAAGGUUGCGUCCGUCAUCCCGUCAGAGCCGACGGCCCUGAAGUCGCAGUCUCCACAGACCAGCAAAAAGUUUGAGCCUUUCCCUCAACUGGAACCUUUUCCUUUCGAGGCGAAUCCUCCUGGUCCAGCAGUCGAUGCCAAGAAAUGUGGAGCACCGCCCGUCCGCAAACCGGGCAAAUUCGUUCAAGGGCAAUUUAUGGAGAGUGACUACGAGAGCCAUCUGGACAGCUCUCGCAUUCCAUCCAGAUGGCUGCCUGCGGGUAGCGAUACCGAAGAGACAUCCAGCUUCAAGAAAAUUCAACUGCCCAAGUUGUCGACUGACAAACCUGCCGAGCGGAAGCAAGGAAAGUGUCCGUCACCUCCGUCCAAGUACGACGUCAAUCCUCCGCAGUAUGUCGGACCUCCGCGACCGGAAUUUAAGAAGCCUUCGCCUCCAGUUCAGACGGAGUUUAAACUGCCUACCCCACUUAAUCAGCCCGAGUCUAAACUGCCUACUCAGCCGGAAGGGUCUCCCAGAAAGCCGUCCAUUACGGGAACGGAGACUGUCCAGCGAAUGCAGAUGGAAGAGUCGACUCGUUUCAGUAAACGAUUUGUCACAGUUGAGCAGACGACUAGAACUGUCCAAUUGCACCCGGCUGAUGUGGUUAGACCAGCGCCAGCUGUUGUUCCAGCGGUUAUUAAGCGUCCGGUAGAACAGCCUCUGGAACCUUUUCCUUUCGUGCCCGAUCCACCUCAACCGAGAAAAGCCUAUUCUCCGUUGUCGGUCGUUAAGCCCAGCAAGUUCAUUCCGGCUGGAUGCUCUAGAGAAAGCGAUUACGAAAGCGAUUAUGAUGGUGCAAAAAUCAGGCCUAGAUGGACGCCGGCCGGCAGCGAUGCAGAGUACGAACCUGCCUACCGUAAGGUCCAGCCGCCAUCGUCUGCCGCAAGUGCCAAUAAGAAACCGACUACUGGAGCACGAACGCCUACACCACCGUCUGUAUUCGAUCAGCCGCCCAGUUUUCAAGGCCCGCCUCGCCCAGUCAUUAGCCCGACAGAUGUGAUUAAAAUCAAAUCGGCACUUGACAAGUCUGAGGAGAGGCCCGUCGUACUAGUCAAACCGAAAGCCAUUCGUCUGCCAGCUCCGCCAAUAACCGCCCAGACGGGUAAGGUUUUGCAGCCGGCCGAAGAACCCGUUUAUUGCUAUGCCGAGCCACCACCCACUGCUGCUGCCGCUCAGGAGAAGGCGGCUUCGCAUUUCGUCCAGAUGUCUGACGCUUUCCGAACGAAAGCCCAGCAUUUCGCCCAGCAAGUCAUUUCGGACGUCAAAGCGACCAGCGUUAUUCCUCCUGAGGUGACAGCAGCCGAACAGCCGGUAGAAGCUAAUCCCACUGUCGAACAACAGCCAGCAGUUGAAACGACGGGCAAUGAGCCACAAGCCUAUCACGAAGAAAGUCGGCAGUCAGAGUUCGGUACGAAGCACAUCGAUCCAGACACGGGUCUAAUCUAUUUCAAGUACGAUUUCGGUUACGAAUUCGGUCUUGUGCUGCCCGGUGAGCCGCAAAAAGUAGACAAGAUUGAAACAAGCAUUGGCAAGGAAGGAACUAUUGAGCUUCCCGUUUUACACGAGCAAACAGUCACACCAACACCGCCAGCAAACAACCCUUCUUCUACACCAACCGUUGCAACUGGGGAGAUUCAAAAGCAGCCUGCUAAGAAAGAGAUGCCAAACUUUAAACCAAAGAAAUUUACGCAAUACAAAGCUGCUAAGUGGGAGCCCACUGACAGUGAGUUAUCUGAUCAGGAGAGUGGGAAAGUACCUUCGUGUUACUACGACGAAAGGAAACAGACCUACAGUAAAUUCCAGCCUCCAGAACGUAGUCUCAGCCCACAAUCCCUGGCAUCCAGUUCCCCUCGAGAUAGCAUUUCUGGACCUCAAAAGCUGCCAGAAUAGAACAGUGACCCAUCUUUUAAUGGUUGGAGGAGAAAUGAGAAAAUAACUUGCAAGCCAGGUAAGAUGCUGAAUUGAGCCCUUUUGCAAUGGAUAUCACCCCAAACACACACACACAUUUGACCGCCUUUACUACAAUGCGAUUUUAUUGAAUAGAUUUCAGGAUCUUCUUAUAACUAACGAAAUUAUUUAUGUUUUACGCAAAACACCCUUUGUUCUUUUGCUGUUGCUGCUGCUGCAAAACUGGUUGAUAUUAUCUUUCUGUCCCGACAUUGUUUAUCGACACGAACAGAACUCUUUGGAAUUUGGAUGUUUACUUGGAAACUAAAUUUCCCCUCCCUCUUAUUUCAACUUGGUUGUUUAUUUUGGCUUUGGAUCGACAUCUAGUGGGCUCUGAUAGAACUAUAAACAUCAAAUACAUCUUCACCUGAUAA
This is a messenger RNA of Daphnia magna, 6749 nucleotides long. Its product is annotated as muscle M-line assembly protein unc-89-like. Gene Ontology annotation, molecular function: axon guidance receptor activity. The transcript is spliced from 17 exons. Gene Ontology annotation, cellular component: neuronal cell body; axon; plasma membrane. Gene Ontology annotation, biological process: homophilic cell-cell adhesion; synapse organization. NCBI's taxonomy places the organism in Eukaryota, Metazoa, Arthropoda, Branchiopoda, Diplostraca, Daphniidae. Bases 52 to 6318 code for a protein of 2088 amino acids. The record is from RefSeq and is a predicted model, not a curated record.